CCUCAGUCAGUCAGUUCAGCUGCUAACACAAACUGAGAGCACACGUUAAAUAUAGAGCAGACGCUCACUCUUGACCAGAAACAAACAGGCUGAAGAAAGAAGAACUGAUUUUAUUGAAGCUAAAAGAAAAUCUCUCUCUCUCUCUCUCUCUCCUCAGUUCGAAUUCUUCCUCUCUCACCCUUUGAGCUCACAGACCAAACUUGGAGAGGACGAAGCUUCACACCGCUCUGCUACUGUGACUCCAACGUUGGCAAGAGAAGAGGAAAAAGAGUAGAAGAAGAAACUCAGGACAGAUGAACACAGUGAUGUUGUGAGAGCUGUCAGUGAACUCAUCACAGAGGACUGGAGUCAUUUUUGGGAUUGAACAGCUGACGUUCUGAGACCAGGUAGAAAAUGCGAUCUAGGAACUGCACCAUGGAGGGUCCAGAUGACGGACACAUCCAGCCCACUAAAGGUUUCAUCAAGCAGGAAGAGGAGAACACACCAGAGCUCACAAAGAGGAAGAUGAAGGUCCAGCGGGAGGAGAAGGACGGUAGGACGGCGGGGUCAGUGAAGAAAUCUCAGAAAUCUCCUGUGAGCAGGAAGACAGCAGCAGUGCUGGAUCUGUCAAAGACGGACCUGCUGCACCUGCUGGGAAUCAUGGAAGGAGAAGUUCAGGCCAGAGAGGACAUCAUCGGCCUGCUGAAGUCAGACAGAACCAAACCGGAGACUCUGGAGGCUCACUAUGCUUCGGCCGUCCCCACCAAACCCCUGCAGGCCCUGCAGAGAGACGGCCUGCUCAGCCUCAGCAACAACAGCACUGAGGACGUGUACGAAAAACCAAUGGCUGAGUUGGACCGUCUGGAGGACAAACAGAAGGAGACGUACAGACGGAUGCUGGAGCAGCUGCUGCUUGCAGAGAAAUGUCACCGGCGCACCGUCAUGGAGCUGGACAACGAGAAACGCAAACACACCGACUUCAUGAACAAGAGCGACGACUUUACCAACCUGCUGGAGCAGGAGAGGGAGAGGCUCAAAAGGCUGUUGGAGCAGGAGAAGGCCUACCAGACUCGUAAGGACAAGGACCACAGCAGGAGGUUGGAGAAAGUCAGAGCGGAGCUGGUUAAGCUCAAGUCCUUUGCCCUGAUGUUGGUAGACGAGCGGCAGCUGCAUAUCGAGCAGAUUGAUCAACAGAGCCAAAAGAUCCAGGACCUCACUCAGAAGCUGCAGGAAAAAGAGCAGCGUUUGGCGGCAGUCACUGACACCGCCAAGGAGGACAGUCAGAAGAUCCUCAAGUUGGAGGCAGAGCUGGAGCAUCGAGCAGCCAAGUUUGCACAGGAACACGAGGAGAUGACAGCCAAACUGGCCAAUGAGGAGUCCCAAAGCCGACAGCUUAGGCUGAAGCUGGCCGGGUUGGCACACAAGAUUGAAGAACUGGAGGAGAGCAACAAAGUGUUGCAUAAAUCAGAGGAAGACCUGCAAGAGCUGAGGGAGAAGAUCAGCAAAGGGGAGUGCGGAAAUUCUUCUUUAAUGACCGAGUUGGAGAAUCUGCGGAAAAGAGUGCUAGAGAUGGAGGGCAAGGAUGAGGAGAUAACCAAAACUGAGACUCAGUGCAGGGAGCUGAGGAAAAAGCUGCAGGGUGAGGAGAACCACAGCAAGGAGCUGAGGCUGGAGGUGGAUAAACUGCAGAAGAGAAUGGUUGAACUGGAAAAAUUGGAGGGGGCCUUCAGCAGGAGCAAAACAGAGUGCUCCACACUUCACACAAACCUGGAAAAAGAGAAACGUGUUGUGAAGGAUCUGGCUGGUGAGCUGGAGAUGGUGAAAACUCGGAUGAAAGAACUAGAGAGCUCCGAGUCAAAGUUUGAGAAGGCCGAAAUGGUUCUCAAGGAUGACCUCAUGAAGUUGAAGUCCUUUACAGUUAUGUUGGUAGAUGAGAGAAAAAACAUGGCAGAGAGACUGAAACAGGAAGAACAGAAAAGUGAUGAUUUGAGUAAGAUGUUCAAAGCAGAGCAGGGUAAGGUUACAGAGGUCACAGAGAAGCUGAUCGAGGAGAGCAAGAAACUUCUUAAAUUCAAAUCAGAAAUGGAGAUCAAAGUGUCCACCCUCAAUGAAGAGAAAGAAGAGCUAAAAACUCAACUUGCAAGCGAGGAAGAAAAGUGUAGAGAGAUGAAUGCCAAGAUUGGUAGUAUGAAAAUAAGAAUGGACGGACUUGAGGAGUCAGAAAGAGAAAUGCAGAGAAAGUGGUCCAACAAGGACAAUAACAGAAAUCCAGACGAAGACAAUAAAAUUAAAGAGCUUACACUAGAAAUUGAAAGACUAAAGAGCAGGCUCAAACAGCUUGAGGUGGUAGAAGGAGAUUUAAUGAAAACAGAGGAUGAGUAUGAUCUACUGGAGAAGAAAUACAGAACCGAGCAGGACAAAGCAAACACCCUGUCUAAGCUGCUGGAAGAAAUGAAAAGUCAAAUCGCCAGAAACAAAGCCAUAGAGAAAGGUGAGGUCAUGAGUCCAGAGGCUGAGCUCCGAAUUCGCUGCAAGAUGGAGGAGGCUAAAACUAGAGAGCUGCAGGCGGAUGUCCAGGCACUGAAGGAGAAAAUCCAUGAACUGAUGAACAAGGAGGACCAGCUCUCCCAGCUGCAGGUUGAUUAUUCUGUCCUCCAGCAGAGGUUCAUGGAAGAGGAAGAAAAGAAGAAGAGCAUGAGUCAUGACUUUGCCAACCUUACCCAGGAGCUGGAGGCCACCAAGCGCUACAGUCGAGCCUUGAGGCCCAGCAUGAACGGCACAAGGAUGGUCAAUGUCCCGGUUACCUCCACAGCAGUGCAGACAGAUGUGAUGGUCAAUGAGCCUGCUGAGGACGAGACGGCGGCAGGCUUUAUCCGGAAAUCAGUCCUCGAAGAGAACCAUUUAAUGAGCAACCUGAGACAACGGGGUCUUAAAAAGCCAACAGUUCUUGAACGAUACCCUCCAGCGUCAGCAGAACUUGGGGCAAGAAAAUCCUGGAUACCCUGGAUGAAAAAGAAAGAGGCCAUCACGCUCACUCAGACCGCUCCUGAGAAGACAAAUAGGGCAUCCUUGCUCCAUCCACCAGAGAUGACCAGGCCUGGCCAGCCACUGCACAUCCGAGUGACCCCAGAUCACGAGAACAGCACUGCCACCCUGGAGAUCACCAGCCCUCGAGCUGAGGAUUUCUUCUCCAGCACCACGAUCAUCCCAACUCUUGGCCUUCAGAAACCUCGCAUCACAAUUGUCCCUAAACCCACAACCGUGGCAUCAAAGAGCAAAUCCUGUGAGUUCACAGGAGGUCUUGAUCGGGCCAAAUCCCCGGUCACGAUUACCACCAUCUCAAGGGCCAAGAGUCCGGACAAGACCAACAGCUGUAGCUCAGACAGCCUUCAGUCACCAGUGUCCAUCAUCACAGUCAGCACCACUCCUGUCGCUGAAGUAUGUGCUUCACCGGAGCCUCACGAGGUCACUGCAGGCCGCACAGUCAUCAAGAUGACCCCAGAGAAACAACCUGGGCCAGCAACUUUCAGGAAAUACAACGGCAACAGCAACAUCAUCACAACAGAGGACAACAAGAUUCACAUCCACCUGGGUUCACAGUUUAAGAGGCCUUCUGAGGGAUGCAGUAGUCCAGUGUUGACGCUGAGGAGCUCAGAGAGCAGCAAAGAGAUGUCAACAGGAACGGUGCUGCGCUCCCCACGGCAACCCUCAAUGGGGAAGACGAUUCAGAGCAAAAUGACAAGCAGCAUAACAAUCACACCUGUCACAUCGGCGUCCUCCAGGCCGACACAGUCAGUGUUGCUUCUGAAAUGUUUCAAAAUGAAAUCAGGUGCUGUGUGCUCCGUAGAUAGCACUCUCUCCAGCCCGGUUCGGAUGUGCAGUCAGCUCGGAGCGCGGCCACAAGGAUCCCUAUGUCAAAAGGAACGGUGAUGGACGCCUUCGCAAACAGCCGACGCUGAUCUGAGAUCUGUGAUUGUUGAAGCGCCAAGACAAACAUCUCCUGGACAAAACAUGCAAAAAAGAUGCAAAAAAGUGCAGUUUGAAAUGAAUGAAUCAAGUGCUUUCAUACAGAAUACUCUCUAUGUGCUUUAUGCAGUUUGGUGUACAGUCAGAAUCUGAAAUGUUGAAUUCAGUUUGUCUAGACCAGGGGUCAGCAACCGUUUCAAUCAAAAAAGCCAUUUUUGACCAAAACUAAUUUUAAAAACAUGCCUGGGGCCGCAAAACAUAUUUGAGCCUUAUAGUUAACGUAAAAUGGCUUAUUAAGUAUAAAUAAGUCUUAUUUGUCUAAAUAAGUAUUUAUUUAUAUGUUUUACAACAAUGUGGCUACUCUACAGUGGGCUAUUUGUGAUUAUUUCGGACUUUAACUUGCUAGAGGUGGCAGUUAAAGCAAACAAAUCUUUUAACACGCUGUUAAACUUUCUUUUUUCCUCUGAGACUUUUGGAUUUGUAGUAAAUAACCAGCCUAGCAAGACAAGCCACAGUCAAAAUUUAGAAGAAAAGGUGCCAGGCCAUAGACGUAAGACACAAAUUUUACUUCAGUUUAAUUGAAUUAUUCAGUGUUUUUUUUCUAAAAGUGGAAAAUGUAAGUAUUUAUUUAGACCUAGAACAGAAAAAAAAAAAUUAAAAUGUGAAAAAAAUUAAUGUCCAUGAUUUCUUUUUUUGUGUGUGUCAAAGCCACUGGAAGCCACUAGAGAGGGGCUGAAGAGCCGCAUGUGGCUCCAGAGCCACAGGUUGCCUACACCUGGUCUAGACAGUCCAGGCUAUGUUUACACUGCCCACUUCUUUAUGCCUACAUUACUUUUCCCCCAAAACUUUCCCCUGUUUCUUUUUACAAAUCACGUUGAUCUACUUAAUGUACAAUUGAACCAGCAAACACAGAGAUUGCCAUCUGCAGUGAAUACUAUCAAGACAGAUAACAUUUUACUGAAUGAUGAGCUUGGAGUCGGGGUCUAAGGCUUGGAUGGAGAGCUGGGGCAGUGGAGGAGCCUGUAGCACUCUCCCCUCUCUUUUUAUACCAGGAACAGCCCCAGGAUCAGUCAGAUAAGAGACCGAUGAAAGAGUAAAAAUUUGCAGUACUCCAAAUGAAUCAUGAUGUGAAAACUCUGUUUAUAAAAGUCACACUGAAGGAAAUCUGAUGAAUUCACACAUGAAAAUGUUUUCCAUACGCUCUGUGUAAAAUUCAGUAAAAUAUAUAUGGUUGCUUAGAGAUUUACCAACCUAACUGACAGUGUCUGAUAUCAGAGAAAAUUCUUAAAUAGACCAUAUUUCAGUGGGGUUUGGUGGGAUGCUGAUUUACAUGACAGUUCAUGGAGAUUUAAAAAUAUGCUGUACUACUACAAAUGAAACAAUAGACUUUUGACUCAGUUUUUGAGGUCUCCUAAUGUUUUGUUUUGUUUUGUUUUUUUUAGUCAAAGGGUGCCUGUGUUUUAUGUGAAUUUGAUCAUUUGGUCUUGUACAGACAGUUUGUUGGACAGUGGCAAUGUAUGCUGGAUUUAAAAUUUGCUUUGGAAAGUUGCUGAAGUAUUUGAUUGUAAGGAAAGUAGUGGAAUGGCAUGUUGCUUUGAAGUGUAUUUGAAAAAAAUUAAAACUACAUUAUUUGUGUUAAUCAAAACAAACACAGCACUUGGGGAUUUUGAGUUUUAAGCAAUAUUUUAUUUAGAAAAGCGCCCCCCCCCCCCAUUUAUACAUGUCUACAUUAUACAUUAUGAUAUUUCUGACGGUUGGAACACUUUAGCAAGACCUAUGAUAAUGCACCAUAUAUGCACUUUGAACUACAGCAAUGGAUUUGUCUGAAAAAAUAAAUAAAUAAAUAUUACAAUAAACGCUGAAGCAUUAAA
Plectropomus leopardus (leopard coralgrouper) is the source of this 5816-nucleotide messenger RNA. It is a transcript of the gene filip1b, whose product is annotated as filamin A interacting protein 1b. The record is from RefSeq and is a predicted model, not a curated record. Lineage: Eukaryota; Metazoa; Chordata; Actinopteri; Perciformes; Serranidae.